GGUGUAAACAAGAAACAAAUAUGGCGACUUUCAUAGUCAAACAGAAGUUAUGGCAAACUUCUGCCGGCAGAUAGGAGCUUUUGUUGACAGGAAACACAAUAUUACAGCAUAAUGACUGAACCGAGAAGUGAGGCGGCUUUAGUUCGCUACUACUGCACCGUCGGUAACGGGAUGGAUCACUUCUUAAGGGACGAGGUGACGAGGAAGCUGGCAGCUGAAGCUGUGUGUCAGAUGCAAGGUAAAGUGUUGUUCAGCUCCUCUGCGGGGAUCGACAGAGUCAGCGAGCUGAAGGCUGCGGAGAGACUGUUCCUCCUGUUGAAAAAAGACGUGCCCGUGCUGCUCUCUGCCCACACCAGCCCAGCAAAGGCGGCCAAUGUGCUGCAGUCCAGACUGCUGGGUGACAGGAAUCAGUGGACCAGUGCUGUAAGGACAUGGAGCCGCCUGCAGGGGGAGCUGGCAGGCAGGAGGAGUACUGUCGAGGCAACAAGCACUGCUGUGGGAGUGACAAGGAAGAGGGAGGAGGGGAGAAGGAGUGAAGCACAGAAGGAAGAGGAAGAGAAGUGCGAUUUGGAGUCUAGAAAAAGUGCAGGGGAGCAGAGGGAGGAGAGUGGGAACGGGAGGCUGAGAAGUGGCGAGCAAAAUGAGGCCCAGACGCUGGAAAAGAAGAGAAAGAGGGAUGAUGGUGAUGAAGAGGAGGAGGAAAGGAGGGGUGCAGCUUGGAACUUUACUAGUGAGACGAAUGAAGAGAAAGAGAAGACAUCUGAGAGACAAAGGGGGAGAGAGGGAGAAGAGGAGAGGGUAAUGUUGGAGUUUAGCAGCUGUGGAAAAAAUGGUAAACACAGAGAUUUGAAUGGCCGAGCCCCCGCAGCACCACAGGACCGCUGUGUGGACAGCAGCAGCCGGAGGACGGAUGACACGGCAAAGGGUGUUGCUGUAGAAAGGGUUGAAAAUGAGCCGCCUUCUGUCCCAGUCUCUUUCAGGAUCAGCUGCAAGUGUACUGGAUCUCUGUCCCGAUACUUCAGCCCACAGGAGGUGGGCAAAGUGAUUGGAGCAGGUCUGAGCAGACUGCUGGGCUGGAAGGCCGACCUGAGGAAUCCACAGCUGGAAGUACAUGUUUAUUUGAGUGAUGAUCACUGCCUGCUGGGGAUUCCACUAACCAGGUUACCUCUGGCUAACCGCAGCUACAUUAAAACCACAGGACUGAGGUCUACUGUAGCCUGGGCUAUGGCCUCAUUGGCUCAGAUACAGCCAGGCUUCUGUGUGGUUGACCCAAUGUGUGGGGUGGGAACCAUCUUAAUAGAGGCAGCACAGGAACACAAGGCUGCCUGUUUCCUGGGUAUGGACAUUAAUGAUGGACAGCUGCAAAAGGCCAAUGAGAAUGUAGAGUUUGCAGAGCUGGGAAACAGGAUACACCUGCUGAAAGCUUCAUCUAUGGUGCUGCCUCUGCCCAGCGCCAGUGUAGAUGCUGUAGUCUGUGACCUGCCAUUUGGAAGGAAGUUUGGCACCAAAACAAACAUGGCUGCCAACCUGCCACUCAUCCUCACUGAGAUGGAGAGGGUCCUGUGUAUUGGUGGCACCCUGGUUCUUCUUCUGAGUCCUCAGUUAUCCUGUCUGCUGAAAAAACUCCUGGCACAGAAAGACACUGGACCAGCGUCUAACCUAGAAACAAAGUCUCAAACUGGGACACAAGACUGCCCCUCUCCUUCUCUAUCUUCCACAAAGCAGCAGACAUUCCAGAUCAACCAGGGAGUCGAUUCCCCACCUACCCAGAAAACAGACCCUCAGUCUGGGCUCCAACGCAGUCUGCCUCCCCUUCUCUCCUCCCUGAAGCACCAGAGAACUCUUAGAGUCAGCCUAGGCUUGAUAGAUGGACUUAUCCAUAAAUAUGUAAAGAUGGACACUUGAUCAGUGUUGAAAUGAAAAAUAUGUAGUUAUGUUGAAAUGCCACACUUAAAUAAAACAACUUUUUUCUUUA
Morone saxatilis (striped sea-bass) is the source of this 1975-nucleotide messenger RNA. RefSeq names its product THUMP domain containing 2 (gene thumpd2). NCBI's taxonomy places the organism in Eukaryota, Metazoa, Chordata, Actinopteri, Moronidae. The coding region runs from base 112 to 1905 and encodes 597 amino acids. The transcript has 11 exons. Gene Ontology annotation, molecular function: tRNA (guanine) methyltransferase activity; RNA binding. Gene Ontology annotation, biological process: tRNA methylation. The record is from RefSeq and is a predicted model, not a curated record.